UAAAGCCCUAGUUAUUAACGCCCGUCCAUCAGCUUUAUCAGCAGCUGGAAAUUCAAAACAUAAUCUUCUCUUCUUCUCUCUCUCCGCUCCAUUCUUCGAACCCGCCGAUGUCCGUUGCAACGAGGGUGCAGAGGCAUUAGCAAAUACACUUUUGGGUUCUGUAAGUGAGCUAUCUACAUUUAAGUACCAAUUCUUCAUUGGUUAGAUUAAGUUGAAUGAAGCAGCUGGUUACUGGGUAUUGAUUAUAUCCUCCGCUUUAGAGCUUUGAAGUAUUCCCCGUUCCUAUUUAAGUCUGAGAGUGAUUUGAUGGCGUAUACAUUGACCUUUCAGAAUUAUACGGUAACAGCUCAUGGUCUGCAUGAGUGUUCUAAACAAGAGUAUGUUAGUACUUGUAUAGCCCAAUGCCCGAUGGAAAAACCAUCUGCUUUACACUUGAAUUGUUUGUGCAAGUCUAGUUGCAGUAGUUCAUAUAGCUGUCAUUGGAGUGCAAAUCUUGGUUUAUUCCGGAAACUACGAGUUUUACAUUGUAGAGGAGUGCAGAGGAGUGUUUGCAUUGAUAGAGUUGAUGAUGCAUACCAAGAUGAAUUGGCUUUGAAUGGCCAUGAGGUAAAGGUUGAGAGAAAUUUGUUUGAGCAAAUGACUAAAAAGAGGCUCAGUUCUCAUAAUGGUUCAUCGUUGUAUCUGGAUGGGCCCUUUGUUGGAAAUGAUGGAGAAACCAACAAUGAGAUCUUACAGAAAUUCUGCAACAAGGGGAAGUUGAUGGAAGCAUCUAGGUUAGUUGAUAUUAUGGCUCGUCGAAACCAGAUUCCAGAAUUCCAUUGUUGCAUAAACUUAAUUCGUGGGUUUGUGAAGAUCGAUCGAUUGGAUAAAGCUGUACAAGUCCUUAAAAUCAUGGUGAUGUCUGGUGGUGUUCCCGAUGUUAUUACGUACAACAUGGUUAUUGGUGGUUUAUGUAAGCAAGGACAUUUAGAAUCUGCCAUUGAGCUCUUGGAUGAUAUGAGUUUGAGUGGUUGCCCUCCUGAUGUGAUUACGUAUAAUGCAGUAAUCCGCUGCAUGUGUGACAAUGGAUAUUUUGAUCAGGCUGUUGAAUUUUGGAAGGAACAGCUCAGAAAAGGAACUCCUCCUUAUUUAAUAACUUACACGAUCCUCAUCGAGCUAGUCUGCAAGCAUCGUGGAACACUUCAUGCUAUUGAAGUAUUGGAGGAAAUGGCUGCUGAGGGUUGUUAUCCUGAUCUUGUCACAUACAAUUCUUUGAUYAAUUUAAACUGCAAACAGGGAAAAUUUGAAGGUGCAACUUUAGUUAUAAAUGAUCUUCUUGAUCAUGGAAUGGAACCCAAUGCUGUGACUUACAACACCCUUCUCCAUUCACUAGCAAGGCGCGGGCGUUGGGACGAAGUUGAUGAAAUCCUAACAAUCAUGAGUCAGAGUUUCCAGCCUCCAACAGUUGUCACUUACAACAUCUUGAUUAAUGGUCUGUGUAAAAAUGGACUUCUGGAUCGUGCCAUCAACUUUCUCAACCAAAUGUUUUCCUAUCAUUGUUUACCCGACAUUAUAACGUACAACACUCUACUUGGUGCUCUUAGUAAGGAGGGAUUAGUAGAUGAGGCUUUUCAAUUACUUCACCUUUUAACCGGCACAAGCUGCUCUCCCGGUUUAAUUUCUUACAAUAUUGUGAUUGAUGGAUUAUCAAAAAAGGGUGAAAUGGAGAAAGCAAUGAGAUUGUACAGUCAAAUGAUUGAAAAUGGGAUAGUACCAGACGAGAUCACCCAUCGUGCUCUAAUUUGGGGGUAUUGUCGAGCGAACGAAGUCGAAGAAGCUGUGGAGAUAUUGAAGGGGUUUAUCAAGAAAGGACGCAAAAUCAGUAGUAGUUCUUACACAUUUCUGGUUCAUGAACUGUGCAUAAAUGAGAAGGUUGAUCUUUCUAUACAAGUGCUGGAAGUGAUGUUAUCAGCUCGAUGUAAACCGAACGAGACAAUUUAUUCUACUAUAAUUAGCAGCAUAGCAUCUGCUGGUUUUAAGGACCAGGCGGACGAGUUACGUGAGAAAUUGAUAGAAUGGAAGGUUUUAGGUAAGGAAGCAGUUUAAAACAAAAUGUUUUUUUUUGCAGAUUAGGCAAUAGUUAGUUCCUCGGGAAAGUUAUACAGUAUGGUUAAAGUUCUUGUUAGGUGAAUCCUUAAAUCUUGUCUCCUUCAAUGGAAUUUACCAUCUUCUUUUCUACAAUAA
Molecule: messenger RNA, 2223 nt
Organism: Momordica charantia (bitter melon)
Lineage: Eukaryota; Viridiplantae; Streptophyta; Magnoliopsida; Cucurbitales; Cucurbitaceae
Product: Pentatricopeptide repeat (PPR) superfamily protein
Molecular function (GO): protein binding
Source: RefSeq, a predicted model, not a curated record